Messenger RNA from Camelus dromedarius (Arabian camel), 1070 nucleotides. It is a transcript of the gene PRELID2, whose product is annotated as PRELI domain containing 2. The coding region runs from base 222 to 779 and encodes 185 amino acids. Gene Ontology annotation, biological process: phospholipid transport. The record is from RefSeq and is a predicted model, not a curated record. The transcript is spliced from 8 exons. Gene Ontology annotation, cellular component: mitochondrial intermembrane space. Gene Ontology annotation, molecular function: phosphatidic acid transfer activity. Lineage: Eukaryota; Metazoa; Chordata; Mammalia; Artiodactyla; Camelidae.
GCCUUCCGCGCGGGUCGCCCAGACUGUACGCCGGCGGAAGGGGGCGGGGGUGUGACCAGCUGUCUGUUUCUCUGAGUGGACAAUAAAGUUUCGAAAGUUUGAAAAAGGAGGAAAAAAAAAACCCACCCCCCCCCCUUUGGCUGCCCCGGCGUGGACGCCUGCAGCCAGGGACAGACAGCUCGCGCGCCGUGUGCUCGCGGAGGCGUGGUUCGCGCGCGGGAAUGGGGAUCACCGUGGACGUGCACCAAGUGUUCAAGUACCCCUUCGAGCAGGUGGUCGCCAGCUUCCUCCGAAAGUAUCCGAAUCCCAUGGAUAAAAAUGUCAUCUCGGUAAAAAUUGUGGAGGAAAAAAGAGAUGUGUCAACAGGGAUCAUCUAUAGAAAGAGGAUUGCAGUCUGUCAGAAUGUGAUUCCAGAAGUUUUAAGGAAGCACUCGGGUGAUUGCUGGAGAAAGGUGAACAUUUUAAAGGUACCUGAUAUCCGGUUAGAAGAGGAAUCAUGGCUCAAUCCUCAGGAAAGGAACAUGGCUAUACGGAGUCACUGCCUUACGUGGACACAGUAUGCAUCCAUGAAGGAGGAGUCUGUCUUCCGGGAAAGUAUGGAAAAUCCGAAUUGGACAGAGUUCAUUCAGAAAGGCAGAAUUUCAAUCACAGGGGUUGGCUUUCUCAACUACGUUUUGGAAACUUUUGCCAGCACAUUCUUAAGACAGGGCGCCCAGAAGGGAAUUAGGAUAAUGGAGAUGCUGCUGAAGGAACAGUGCGGUGCCCCCUUAGCCGAAUAAGGCCUCAUCAGGAAGCUGUGUUGUGUCUACCGUUUGCUCGAGAUUUAAUCUUUUCUUGGACAGAGCACAUCCAAGGACACAGUUUUCAAAAUACACAUUUAAGGACGCCGUGUUGGCAGCUUAAAAGAAGAGGAGACCUUCCUGCUGGGACAUGGAAUGAUACACUCCCCUGGGAGCCUGCCUCAGACCGCGGCUCUUGUGGAGAUGAGACCUUUCAGCUGCUUCUUAGGGCACAGCCUGUACAAUUUUACAAAUAAAGAACCCAUAGGCGGUGAUGUCCGCCCUCCUUCA